Tribolium castaneum (red flour beetle) is the source of this 1471-nucleotide messenger RNA. Its product is annotated as cytokine receptor-like factor 3. Gene Ontology annotation, molecular function: protein binding. The transcript is spliced from 5 exons. The record is from RefSeq and is a predicted model, not a curated record. NCBI's taxonomy places the organism in Eukaryota, Metazoa, Arthropoda, Insecta, Coleoptera, Tenebrionidae. The coding region runs from base 172 to 1446 and encodes 424 amino acids.
UUUCACAAAAUUUAAUCACUCUCUUCAAAAAGUUCCAAAUUUGUAUUCAUUUCCGAUUUUUAUUUUGUUAAACCCAAAGAACAUUCGAGCGCGUGACACGCCUUCGAACCGUCAAACGUCAAUUUUCCAAAAAUCGAGGUUAUCAUUAUGCUCAAAUGAUACAUUUAAAAAAUGGGUGAUAGGAACGAAGUGGUGGAAACAUUAAAAGCGGCAAAAUCGUACCUAAAUCACUUGGAAAAUUUAAACAAGCAGCUGGAAAAUGCGGAAAACCAAAUUUGCGAAACUUCCAGCGAAACAGAGAGGAACAUUGAAGUCACUUUUAGCAAUCUUUUGACCAAUCUGACGGAGAUUUUAUUAAAUCGUAAGGAUAUUCUAAUUAAAAAAGUACAAAAAACGAGGAAACAAAGUUUGGCUCCUUUAGACGCAAGCAGAUCUGAUAUUUUUAGUAACAUUGAAAAGACCAAGAAAUUGAUAAAAGAGGGCGAAUCUCUGUUAAAUGGUAGUAGGGAAAACUUGGCUGAAUUCAGUCAAAAAUCAAGCUUCCUUGGAAGUCUUCCUGCAAUUCCAGAGCUCAAAGAAGUGCCUUAUAUUUCAUUCCACUGUGAACCAAAUUUAGAGUCGGAAUUGCUCGACAUUUGCUCCCAGUUUGGCGAAGUUUCCAGAAUUGCUCCAGUCCAAAUAAGCCAAACUGUUGAAAAACCUGGCGCAAUUCUGGUCGAGUGGCAAAGUGUAGACGAUGAGCGCUGUGUCGAUAUUCAAGAAUUUCGUCUCCAGAGAGCAUUUGGGGACGUCAUAUCUGAAAAACACUUAGAAAUAAAUUUUUCCGAUUGUUAUGUGGGCACAGAAACGCAGUUUUUAGUCAAGGAUUUACGCCCCAACCAGUUGUAUUCUUUCAGAGUUUGUUGUAAAUUUGAAGGCUCGAGUGACUGGAGUCCAUGGUCUUUGCCCCAAGUCACUAAGACAAGCAUCAAGCCAUUUUCUUGGGCCAGUAAUAGAGAUUUUGUUUUUGCUGAUGACAAUAAAAUUGCCACACCUGUGAAAGAUGCGCCGAGUUUAUUAUUGUCUGAUGGACCACAAUUUGCCGUUGGAUAUUCUGUUGAGUUUUCGUAUUUGGAAAUUGAUAAUAAAUGUUCUACGAUUGCAUUAAUUGCGGUCAAGGAAGCUGCAGGGAUUAAGGAAAUAAGGUUAGGCGAUCACAGCUAUUUUGCUCUUGAUUCGACUGGGGAAAUUUACGUUGAUGGUGUAAAGAAGGCUACCAAGUUACCUGAAGCUGCCAAAGGAUUCAAAAUUUGCUUUAUGUGUGAAUUAAUCCAAGAUGACAAAGUACGAGUCAGUAUUGAUACGUGUAACAAGCAAGUUACGUACGACUGGCAAAUAAGUAAAACCGAUAAAUUAUAUUUUGGCGCACUUUUAAAAUCGCCUGCUACCAAAAUAAUGGUUGAAUGAUUCGCUUAAUAAAAAAUCUUUUACA